AUGGCGACCUCAUCUAGUGGUGUGAAGUCUUGGCUUUUAGACAAAUAUGCAAAACAAGUCGACAAAUAUGCAAAACAAGUUGAGUGCAGAGAUGGCGCCGCCGUUAAUAAUGCAGUGGAGUCUAUGAGCUCCAAAGGUAGCGGGGAGUGGAAGGUAAAUAUAGCAUAUAUGAAAAAAUUAAAGGAAAAUAUAAAUUGUAAACUUACAGUUUUGCUAGAAAACACUAUUCCAAUUUCAACUUGGAAGGGCAAAAUGUUACUCGUUUUCCAAGCUCCGUCGUUAUUCCUUGGUUAUAUAAUUUAACUAAUUACUUAUAAUAUAGGUCAUACACAUCAAUAAUUGAGUUCACAAAUAAAUUUCGCUAAUCUUUAUCAAUCACCAGUAUCAAUCAUUUGAAAAUGCACGUGCAUAUAUCGAGAUUUUUGGGCAUCGUAUUCUAUUAAUAUAUAUAUUCUUGGGUUUUUAAUCACGAACAAGUUACGUUUUAGCAUAAUUUUACAGAAACAACAACGAACCAAAAGGCUGUCAACGCAUUUUAUGUAAAUGAGUUAUCCAACUAUUAUAAAAGUCAAUAGAAAACAAAUAAACAAUAUAAAAGCAGUCCAUUACCCUUGACGCAGACCCUUGAGGUCUAAUAGUAGAUGGGUCUAAUAGUAGAUGGGUGUUUGCAGAUUGAAUUUUCGAACGCAUAUUUAUAUACAUUGGACCAUGGAUUGUAAAAAAUAACAUUUUAUUUCAAUACGUUAUUUUACAAUCCAUGAUUGGACCUAAUUCUUUUUGUAACUUAUUUGUUUGCAGCAAAUUUCGUCACUAGAAGGAGAUGGUUCACUACAGAUGACUUUAAUUGAAGACAAACAUUUGAUGCUAAGCUCCGGAUCCCAGAUUAGAGUACGUCCAUUGGUCAAGCAGAGGUUUCAAUGACGAAGCCAUGAUAUACCCAAUAUUAUAAUGCAAUAUCAAUAAUCAAUCAUGAUUACGUUUAACAUUUCUAUACUGCAAAAUUAGAUGUGGAUAUGAUCAAAUCCUGUAUUAUGCUUACCUAAUUACAUACUUAGCCAGUGUACUGAGCCUAGACUAUUUCAUAUUUGACGACAAAAUUAUAUUACCGUGAUUCAAUUCUUAAAGUCUCUCAAUUAACAGUGUUUAUCCUAACCCACCCUGUCAACGUUCCCUCUUGGAAGAACCCAAAGCACCCGGAGAAAACCCACGACUUUCAGCAGAGCGUUGACUGACUCCUUUCACACGACUCCGUAGCGAGAUACGAACCCACGAACUCAGAGAUGACGACUGCGCUACCAAAGCCACAUAAUCAUAAUCAAUCACAGUCAAUCACAUAAAAACAAAUCGCUAAAUAGAAUAAAUUAGUAGUUGUUACUAAUUCUAAAUAUGAUGUUUCCAAUAAUUUCAGGAGAGUUUCGCUCUUGUCAACACAGCUCAAUGGUUGAAAACGUAUUGCAAAGGAGACAGCGUGUUGUUUGUGGUGAGAAUGAAU
This is a messenger RNA of Paramuricea clavata, 1492 nucleotides long. The record is from the annotation of a GenBank genome assembly. NCBI's taxonomy places the organism in Eukaryota, Metazoa, Cnidaria, Anthozoa, Malacalcyonacea, Plexauridae.